GGGCCCGGCUCGGCGCUGCUGCUGCUGGCGCGCUCCGCGGACGCGCUGGCCGAGCUGGCGACCGAGCUGCGCGCCGGGGCCACCGGCAGCGACACCGGCAGCGACACCCGCAGCGACACCCGCAGUGACACCGGCAGUGACACCCGCAGGGACACCGGCAGCGACACCGGCAGCGACACCCGCAGCGACACCCGCAGCGACACCGAGCUGCGGGUGCAGUGCGUGGCCGCUGACCUGGGCUGCGAGCAGGGGCUGCGCAGGGCGGGCGCUGCCCUGCGGGAGCUGCUGCAGGACGCGUCCUUCGGCCGCCUGCUCCUGGUGAACAACGCCGGCUCCUUGGGAGACAUCUCCAAAUCCUUCCUGGACCUCACCGACCUGGAGGAGAUCAACACCUACUUCUCCUUCAACAUCAGCUCGGCGCUGUGCCUGACCUCCACGGCCCUGAGGGCCUUUGGGGCACGGCCUGGCUGCAGCAGGACCGUGGUGAACAUCUCCUCGCUGUGUGCCCUGGAGCCCUUCCCCAGCUGGGCUCUGUACUGCUCCGGGAAGGCUGCCCGGGAUAUGAUGUUCCGUGUGCUGGCGCUGGAGGAGCCCGGGCUCCGUGUGCUCAACUAUGCCCCGGGGCCUCUGGACACGGACAUGCAGCUCCUGGCCCGGACCAGGACUGGGGACCCUGGGCUGCGCCGGCGCUUCCAGAGGCUGCAGGAGCAGGGGCAGCUCAUCGACAGCUCCGUGUCAGCCCAGAAGCUGCUCCGGCUCCUGCAGGAGGAUUCCUUUCCCUCGGGAGCACACGUGGAUUUCUUUGACAUCUGAGCUCCUCCACAGUUCCCUCCCUGCUUUGCUUCCAGCUGAGCCUUUCCCUGGUGCCUCCAGCAGACCUUGUUCAAAUCCCGGGAUUUGGGAAGCUUUAAGGACACCUCUGUGUGCCUUUUGGUGCCCUUUUGGGGCUGGCAGCAGCUCCUGCUGCUGAGCCCCCGCUGCCAGGGGCUGCAGUCCCUCUCUCCCGGGGAUUUGGGGUGGCUGUCCCCAUGGAAUGGCCCUGAAGGCUCAGACUCAGCAGUUUGUGGGAGCCAAAGGCACACGAGGGCUGUGUCCCCGUGUGUGUGUCCCCUUGGUCCCCAGGGAGCCGUCCUGGGGCUGGGCUGCAUUCUGGGCUGGACAGAAAAGCCUCUCCCGGUGCUUUUCCCACAAAACCCACCAGGAGAGGGAGCUGCCUUGGAGGAGCUGGGAAUUUUGGGAGCCUGGCUGGGGUCACCAGCUCGCAGAAACCUGAGCAAAGGUCACAGCAAAGAUGCAGCCCUGAGUUCCUGCCCUGCUCCCCUUGCAGGUUUUGGGUCCAAGCCUUGCUUUGGGGUUUUAGCCCCUUUUAACUAUUUGUGGAAAUUUUUUUUUGUCAUUUUUCCAUCAGAUUCCAGCAGGCACAGACACACAGAGACUUUUCCUUUGGAAAGCUGGUGCAGAAAAGUUGUUUUGAAGCCCUGUGUGCCCUGGAAAUGCCCAGUGCCCCUCUGUGCCCCCUCCACCCCAAUUUUGUCCCCCUGGCUCUCCAUUAAAAUGUUAAAAUCAUUAAAAUCAUGAAGCCUG
This is a messenger RNA of Passer montanus (Eurasian tree sparrow), 1584 nucleotides long. It is a transcript of the gene SPR, whose product is annotated as sepiapterin reductase. Lineage: Eukaryota; Metazoa; Chordata; Aves; Passeriformes; Passeridae. Gene Ontology annotation, molecular function: sepiapterin reductase (NADP+) activity. The record is from RefSeq and is a predicted model, not a curated record. The transcript has 3 exons. Gene Ontology annotation, biological process: tetrahydrobiopterin biosynthetic process. The annotation marks the transcript as partial.